GUUCAAACCAUCGUCUUCCCGAGUUUUAAUUCCAGCUCUAUCAGCUUGAUUCGCCACAUAUCGCACACAAUACCUCAGGCUACAUAUAUACUAGCUCAAAAUCCGUGGCUUGUUCCAAUAGCACAUCGAACGAGCUACCUGCUCAACGGCAAAGAAACGCCCUUACGAAAAAGACCUCAACCCUGUCGUUCAAACCCGUCUUCCGGAGGAUCCUCUCGCCCGACCUGAAAAGACGAUUGAGAGAGAUGACCGCCGUCGUGGAAGCACAAACUGCUGCGAUCUCGUCUUCGAACGGGAAUGGAAAUGGGAAUGGGAAUGGAGCUGCAGCUAUAGCAGGAGCAAAUGGGGCGACUGGGGGAAUCGGGACAAAGUUGCAUGGGUAUGCGUUCUACGAGAGUAUAGGACGGCCAAAGUUCGUCAUCGCGCCCAUGGUGGAUCAGAGCGAGUUGGCAUGGAGAGUCCUCUCCCGUCAACCCAUCCCACCGACUUACCGCCCUGAUCUUCAAGUUCAAGCCGUAGCGUCCAGCUCUACCUCUCCUCCUGCUACCUCAACCUUGAUCUCAACAACUCCUACUGCCUCAACCUCAACACCCGCUACAAACUCUCAAGAAGACUCGACAACCGCGACCGCAACCAAGACAAAGACAAAGACAAAGGCCCCCCUCCUCCCCACCGGCCACCCUAUCGGAGGAGCCCAUCUCGUCUAUACGCCCAUGAUCCAUGCGAGGCUGCUUGUCGAACGGGAGGUCGUUCAGGGGAAGAGGGAUGAGGAGGCUUUUAAUCGGGUUUUCGGCGAAGAAGGGUCUAAGGAGAACUUGGUCGGGCUGGACGUUGGCGAUCGGCCGUUGUUCGUACAGUUUGCGGCCAACGAUCCGGAUGUGCUGUUACAAGCUGCAAAGCUGGUAGAGAAGCAUUGUGAUGCGGUGGAUAUCAACUUUGGCUGUCCUCAGGGUAUCGCAAAGAGAGGGAAUUAUGGGAGUUUCUUGCAGGAUGAUUGGGAUACGAUAUACAAGAUGAUCAACAUCCUGCACAGGAACCUCUCUAUCCCCGUCACCGCCAAAUUCCGGAUAUUCAAGGACGUCAACAAGACGAUCGAAUAUGCCAAGAUGAUGGAGAGCGCCGGGGCGAGUAUAUUGACUUGUCAUGGGAGGACGAGGGAGAUGAAGGGGCAGAUGACGGGUCUAGCAGAUUGGCAGCAGAUCAGAGCGGUCAAGCAGGCUGUUAAGGUGCCGGUCUUUGCAAAUGGAAACAUCCUGUAUAGGGAGGAUGUCGAUCGGUGUAUCGAGUUGACCGGGGUGGAUGGCGUGAUGACCGCCGAGGGUAACCUUUCAAAUCCUUGCUUAUUUGUGCCUGAGACCUCACCGCUGUCGCACCCACCAUCCUGGAUCGUGGCCAACCAUUAUCUGGAUAUCGUGGAAAAGCUCAAGACGCCCACGUCUAUGUCCGCCAUCCGAGCACACAUGUUCAGGAUGCUGAGAGCAGGAAUCGAGAAGCAUACCGACGUUCGAGCGCGUCUAGCUUCAGGGUCGGGGAGCCUGGCGUUCUACCGUAGUAUCGUCGAGGAGCUGCGGCCGUUGUUGGAGAAGGACAUGGAGGAAGAACCGAUAGCGGAAUUCCCCCUGCCGUGUCACCCGGAGACUGGGUUGAAACGGAUACCUGUCUGGGCAGCUCAACCGUAUGUGAGGCCACUGCCGGCAGGGACAUACAAAGCCAUCAAGGACGCGAAUUCGAGAUCGGCAGAGGGGACUUCGACGCCAGGGGUACUAGAGGAUAUGCUUACCGGCGGGACCGGUGAGGAAAGGGUCAUCGCGCAAGACGGUACUGCGGCGGGACUCGCCCAACCCCUUCUACCGGAAGCUAUAAAUUGCAUGAUCGGCGGCGACCCCGAAUGCAAGAACAUUGCCGCCGCCAACUGCCCAAGAACGGCUUGCUUGACGCAUUGCCGCGCUCAGGGUGGUCUCGAGGCGGGUCGUGCGGAAACGUUGGCCGACGCUGUCAAGCUCGCUCAGGGCGGCAAAUUGACAGGACUCGGAUGCGAGGGUCACGAGGAAAAGGACCGCGCUAGAAAACAGCGCAAGGCAGAACAGAAGAAGGCAUAUCAGGAGCACAAGGCCAUGCGAAGGACUAAACGGAAUCGCGCCAAGAGCGUGGAAGGGGACGAUAAACCGGACGCGAAGAAGGUCAAGGUGAACGAGGUCCAGCCGGAGGAAGAGGAGGUCAACAAUGUAUAACAGCAAAGCGGUGAAGUACAAGGAAUAGUUGUACCGUAAUACAGUCACGAUUCCUCUUCCCACAGCGAUCAGUGUGCGCGCGCCUCCUGAGGCUUGAGUCCCACCAGAUCCAUGAGCUGUCUGGUUCGAUUAUGGAUUUUUGUGGCCCAUCUCAGCUGUACGAACAGGGUCCCCAUAGCGUUACCAGAAUUUCCCUGAUCCAAGAUUGCUUUGGCAUAACUGCUGCAGUCUCGGAGGGAGUCGUCUAUCAAUGUCUGAGCUUGUUGUC
Messenger RNA from Filobasidium floriforme, 2499 nucleotides. Its product is annotated as dihydrouridine synthase-domain-containing protein. Bases 246 to 2231 code for a protein of 661 amino acids. Lineage: Eukaryota; Fungi; Basidiomycota; Tremellomycetes; Filobasidiales; Filobasidiaceae. The record is from RefSeq and is a predicted model, not a curated record. Gene Ontology annotation, molecular function: tRNA dihydrouridine synthase activity; flavin adenine dinucleotide binding. Gene Ontology annotation, biological process: tRNA processing. The transcript has 9 exons.